Hyla sarda is the source of this 3723-nucleotide messenger RNA. RefSeq names its product phosphoglycerate mutase 1 (gene PGAM1). Gene Ontology annotation, biological process: glycolytic process. The record is from RefSeq and is a predicted model, not a curated record. NCBI's taxonomy places the organism in Eukaryota, Metazoa, Chordata, Amphibia, Anura, Hylidae. Bases 88 to 852 code for a protein of 254 amino acids. Gene Ontology annotation, molecular function: intramolecular phosphotransferase activity. The transcript has 4 exons.
CCCCGCCCACCUCUGCCGGCUGCGACUACGCAGGCGCAGUCCCCAGCACUCAGGUCCGCAGUCUGACAGCAACGGAGAGGAGAAGACAUGGCAGCUUAUAAAAUCGUCCUGAUCCGCCACGGAGAGAGCACCUGGAACCAGGAGAACAGAUUCUGCGGAUGGUUUGAUGCUGAUCUGAGUGAGACAGGAGUGGAGGAGGCUAAGAGGGGCGGCCAGGCUCUGCACGAUGCCGGCUAUCAGUUUGAUAUCUGCUACACCUCCGUGCUGAAGAGAGCCAUCCGUACCUUGUGGCUGGCACUGGAUGGCACCGACCAGAUGUGGGUGAAGGUGGUGAGGACCUGGAGACUGAACGAGAGGCACUAUGGCGGGCUGACCGGGCUGAACAAAGCAGAGACGGCCGCCAAACAUGGAGAGGAGCAGGUGAAGAUCUGGAGGCGGUCGUACGAUAUCCCUCCACCCCCCAUGGAAGGCGAGCAUGAUUAUUAUAGCAUCAUAAGCAAGGAUCGUCGCUAUGCUGACCUGACGGAAGAUCAACUACCAAGCUGCGAGAGUCUGAAGGACACCAUUGCCAGAGCCCUGCCAUUCUGGAAUGAUGAGAUUGUCCCAAUGAUCAAGGAGGGGAAGAGAGUCCUGAUUGUAGCUCACGGAAACAGCCUUAGGGGGAUUGUCAAGCACCUUGAAGGCAUGUCUGAGGAAGCCAUCAUGGAACUGAACCUCCCCACCGGCAUCCCUAUUGUGUACGAGCUCGACAAGAACCUGAAGCCCAUCAAACCCAUGCAGUUUCUAGGAGACGAAGAAACGGUGCGCAAAGCCAUGGAGGCCGUGGCCGCUCAAGGGAAAGCCAAGAAGUAAUUCGUCUGUCCCGGAAGAACCGGCAUCAUCCAUCACUAUUUUCUUUUUUAGUUUACUUCUAAAGCCGACACUUGACAGCUAGGGAUUCUAAAAAUACAGCUGUAUGUGGGAUGGCGCACCCCUAGCCCAACCGUUCACAUGUCUCCCGCACCUGCGCAGCUGGAGCUGACUUUAGCGUGUUACUCUUCAGUGCAUUUCAUUCCACGUCCUCCACGAUAGAUUAGUUAUUUGUAUAGUCAGACUGAAGUGUCACCGCAUGGCGGCCUGUAGUCACACAUCACGGGAGGCGUUGUCCGUUCUUGUAGUCUUCUGUUUACGGUUAAUCAGGGCUCCUCCCGUAUAGGUCCUGCUGGAUGUUUUGUCCAAGUUAACGUCACUUUAUUCCAUUUCCAAUGCACUUCUCAUAUUCCUUUUUUUUGAAGCCAUUACUGUUCAUAGUCCAGUUUGCGUUUAACGUAAUACAAAAUAUGCAAGCGCCUUGAGACAAAAUUCGUAAGUGCGUUUCCGCCUUUGUCGUCUCAGCCUCUGAUUUGAUGAAAGGCAAGAGUUUAAAGGGGUACUCCAGUGAAAAACAAUUCUUUUCAUAUCAACAAGCUGAAGAAAGUUAAACAGAUUUGUAAAUGACUUCUAUUUAAACAUCUUAAUCCUUCCAGUACUUAUCAGCUGCUGUAUGCUCCACAGGUAGUCCUUUUUCUUUUUGAAUUUCCUCUGCUGAUACCUCUGUCCAUUUAAGGAACUGUUCAGAGUAGGAGCAAAUCCUCAAACCUAUCCUGCUAUGGCCAGUUCCUAAAAUGGACAGAGUUGUCAGCAGAGAGCACUGUGGUCAGACAGAAAGGAAAGAACUUCCUGUGCAACAUAUAGCAGCUGAUAAGUACUGGAAGGAUUAAGAUUUUUAAAUAGAAGUUAUUUACAAAUCUGUUUAUUUUUUUUAAAUCGACUGGUGACAGAAAGUUAAUGUUUUCCAGAAGAGUACCCUUUUAAUCCUUCCAGUACUUAUCAGCUGCUGAAGUUGAGUUGUUCUUUUCAGUCUGACAACAGUGCCCUCAGCUGACACCUCUGUCUGUCUCAAACUGUCCAGAGUAGGAGCAAAUCCCCAUAGCAAACCUCUCCUGCUCUGGACAGUUCCUGAGACAGUCAGAGGUGUCAGCAGAGAGCACUGUUGUCAGACAGAAAAGAACAACUUAACUUCAGAAGCUGAUAAGUACUGAAAGGAUUAAGAUAUUUUUUAAAGUAAUUUACAAAUCUGUUUAACUUUCUGCAGCCCGUUAAUAUGAAAAUAAUUGUUUUUCACUGGAGUACCCCUUUAACAAUAACCACCCUAAAAUUAAGAAAUCCUUUCAAAAUACAAGCCCUUGAGUCACCCCCAACUGUUCAUUAUUGUGCUUAAAGGGGUUAUCCAGUUUUUCUUUCAAAAACAGUGCGUCGCCCGUCCUUUGGUCUUGUGCAUUAAUGCAACUUGGCUCAUUUCACUUCGAUGGCUGUGAGCUGCAAUACCACACACAACUUGAGGACAGGUGGGGUGCUGUUUUUGGGGAAAAAAUAUUCACCAUAGCAAGAUUUGUCCAGCUCACCCCACAGCUCCCGACGAUUUACUCUGCUCAGACAAAGCCCAAUCCCGGCCCAGAUUCAAUUUGUCAAUGAAAAGGAUGUCCGGGCUAGUGUGAAUAAUAAAUGGUAGCCUUCAUUUACCUUUGUUUAAAAUCACAGAAAAGCACUUGGGAAUGGGAUUAUGCCAGACGGGUUUCUGAUGUAAUCACAACGUCCUUCUUCAUAGGUGAGGAAGUUGUGAUUGUUAGAAACGCGCUGGGCAUAGUCUUAUUUCUAAGCGCUCUGCUGUGAUUUUAAACUAUCUUUUAGGAUUCAUACCGGCCUGGACAUUCUCUUCGUCCAUAAGAUUUAUUUUUUUUGGGAGGAAUUCCACUUUUUUUAUUUUUUUUUUUAUUCUGCAUAAUCUCUUUUUAAAGGAGUCAUCCAGGACUAGAGAUGAGCUAUAACUACUAUAGUGUUUCCUAACCAGUGUGCCCCCGGCUGUUGCAAAACUACAAUUCCCAGCAUGCCCGGACAGCCGAAGGCUGUCCGGGCAUGCUGGGAGUUGUAGUUUUGCCACAGCUGGAGGCACCCUGUUUGGGAAACUGAUUUGGGAAUGUCAUUUUAACGGUUUUUAGUCAAGAUGUAUAUUGUAACACAUUUCCCAGCUUUCCCAAACUCCUGAAUAACAAAACCGCCUAUUAUUGCAGCGAUGCAUCCCUAGCUCCAGUGUUCCUACAUAAGUAGACAGGCUUGACAUUCAGAACUCUAGAAAAGCUGAGUGAAAAUGCGCUGGAAUAUCAGGCCAAGACUCAAGGAAGCAGUAAAUUUAAAGGGUUAUCCAGGAUUAGUAAGAGAGCAGAUUUAUUAUUAUAAUUUUUUUAAACAGCGCCACCCCUGUCCUGAGGUUGUGUGUGGUAUUGCAGCUCAAUUGUAAUAAAGUAAAUGGAGCCAAGCUGUAAUACCACAAACAACCCGGAGACUGGUGUGGCGCUGUUUCUGGAAGAAAUUAGCUCUGUUUUCGGUAUUCCUGGAAACUCCUUUGAGGUUGAAACGUUGAGUACAUUUGGUCAGUUUGGCUUUGUGCAGCUCUAUAAGGACCAAUACUGCAGCUAUUAUCGGACACAUGGCCUGUAUUUUUAGUUCCUGUGAGCACCCCCUCUCUUAAGUCACUGUAUUAGCGAUAAAGUACAUCACUAUACUGUGGAUAUGUAUUGUGCAUUGUACCUCUGCUUCCUGACUGUGCAUAUUGUGGCGGCCAGGUCUUAGCACUUGUUCUAUGGUGGUUACUUUUCCUAAAGUAGAGAUGUCCAUUAUUAUCACAAUAAAGGAGUGAUGUGCAAA